Colletotrichum truncatum is the source of this 1290-nucleotide messenger RNA. RefSeq names its product PdmS protein. Gene Ontology annotation, molecular function: UDP-glycosyltransferase activity. NCBI's taxonomy places the organism in Eukaryota, Fungi, Ascomycota, Sordariomycetes, Glomerellales, Glomerellaceae. The record is from RefSeq and is a predicted model, not a curated record.
AUGAAAGUCCUAAUCGCGACGAUGCCGUUCGCAGGGCACAUCAACCCCAUGCAACCCAUCGCGCUCGCCUUGACCCGCCGCGGCCACAGCGUAGCCUGGCUAACAUCCGAAUCCCACGCUCACCUCGUCCGCCCAACCGGCGCGACAUUCUUCCCCUCUCCGCCAUCCCUGGCGUCGCACGACACCGUGCCUCUCACGCCAGACGAAGGGUCCUCAGGCCUAGGCGCCGUAGUCUCAACCAUCCGCAAGCUCUUCCUCGACCGCCUCCCCGACCAAGUAGCCGCGUACCGCGCCGUGCUCGACGAAUUCCCGGCCGACGUGCUCCUAGUCGACCUCUGCGCUUACGGCGCGCACUGCCUCCGCGAUCUCACAGGCGUCCCGUACGCUACGCUGGGGAUAAACCCCCUCGUGAGCCUGGAUCCGGAGGUGCCGCCCUGGGGAACAGGAUGGCAGCCGCCGUCGACAAUCUUUGGGCGGUUAAUCAACGCCUCGGUGCACGCGGCGGCGAACUGGCUCAUGUACCCCAAACUCACGUCCGUCCUAAACUACCACCGCGCGGUGCUCGGGUUGCCGCCGCUGCCGCCGUCCGGGUUCUACGACAGCACGAGGUCGGACGCGCUGCACAUCAUGCAGACGACGCCCUCGUUCGAGUUCCCGCGGGCGAACCUGCAUCCCGGCGUCAGGUUCAUUGGGCCGCUCCUGCCGCUCUUCAACGACGACGACGUGAGCCCCCUCCCUAGCUGGUGGGACGAGAUGUUGGCGCACCCGCGCGAUAAAGUGGUGCAUGUGACGCAGGGCACGUACGCGACGAACUCGGCCAACCUCAUCGACCCCACCAUCUCGGCGCUCGGCGCCAGGUCCGACCUGCUGGUGAUCGUGACGACGCCCGACGCGGACAAGUUUGUAGGCGCAGGGAAACUCGCUUCCAACGCGCGCGUGGCGACUUUUGUGCCUCAUGGGAAGCUCCUCCCGCACGUGGGGAUAAUGGUCACGAACGCAGGGUACAACGGCGUCCUCGCGGCAUUAUCUUGUGGUGUCCCGUUAGUCUGCGCCGGCCGGACCGAGGACAAGGCUGACGUUAGUGCCCGGGUGGCGUGGAGCGGGGCCGGGAUCGAUUUGGGGACGGAUACGCCGUCCGAGCAGGCUCUUGGAGACGCGAUAGACAAGAUCAUUGGCCAAGAAAAGUAUCGCAAGGCGGCGGAGAGGAUACGUGACGAUUUCAAAGCGCACGACGGGCCCAAGGAGGCGGUCGAUCUGCUUGAGGAACUUGUUGAGCGAAGUCGGAGAUGA